AUGGCUGCCCCGGCCUAUAGUCGUUGCGCCCAGCGCGUCCUGCGUCAUCUUCACCUCAGACCACAGCUUGCGCAGCAGCAAUCUUUGCCGGCGAGGCGCCAAAUACGAGACAUGCACAAGUCGGCCGCACGAUUGUCCACGAAUGCAACCCCAUCACAAGUACUCAAGACGCGGUAUCGUGUCGCUGCAGUCUUGGCGGCAGGUCUAGCGUCCGUCGCUAUCGGAACCUACUUUGCGCCCAAAGUCUCGUUUGACUCACCCACGGCCAUCAUUGGCAGCUUCAAGCCGUCCAUCGAAACGCUACCCGAGAAACCAGAACCGGAAUUGCCAGACACACGAGAUGCAUCGCUCCCACGAUACCGAUUAUCCGAAGUAAAAGAGCACGACGGCAAGGCGGAACGGCCGUGGGUCGUCCAUGGUGAUAAAGUCUACGACAUUACAGAAUGGAUCUCUGCCCACCCUGGCGGCUCCGUCAUCUUACGAGCAGCCGGCGGCUCCAUUGAGCCGUACUGGAAUAUUUUUGCCAUCCACAAAAAUGACUACGUCUACGACAUUCUGCAACAGUACCUGAUCGGCUUCGUGCACCCGUCCGACCUGGAAGACGGAAAGCCACCCCAAGACGCCAUUGAGGACCCCUUUGCCGACGACCCCAUCCGCCAUCCCGACCUCAUCACCAAGACCGUGAAGCCGCGCAAUGCCGAAACGCCAGGUGAGGCCAUGAGCGCCCAAUUCCUCACCCCCAACGAUCUCUUCUACGUCCGCAACCACAUGUGGGUGCCCCGCAUCGCCGAGGACGAAUCCGACAACCAUCUGCUAUCUAUUGAGCUGCUCGACGGCAGUAUCAAGGAAUACACGCUACGCGACCUCAAGACGAAAUUCCGCGAGCAUCAAGUGACGGCCGUGUUGCAAUGCUCCGGAAACCGCCGCAAGCACAUGUCGGACGGAUCUGGUCGCGCUACCAACGGUCUCCAAUGGACCGCCGGCGCCAUCUCCAACGCAUGCUGGGAAGGUGUCCUCCUCAGCGACGUGCUCAGGGACGCCGGCUUCGAAAAUGACCAGGGCAUGAACGGCACCAGCGAGGUCAAGCACGUCCAGUUCAACGGCAUGGAAGCCUACGGCGCCUCGAUCCCCAUCCGGAAAGCGGUCGAUCCGCAGGGGGAUGUACUGCUGGCGUACGGCAUGAAUGGAAAGCCGCUGCCGCGCGAUCACGGCUAUCCGCUGCGGGCCAUUGUACCUGGCCACGUGGCCGCGCGCUCCGUCAAGUGGCUGAACCAAAUUACGCUCAGCGAGGACGAGAGCACGAGCCAGUGGCAGCGCAAGGACUACAAAUGCUUCGGGCCAAACCAGACCAAGGUCGACUGGGACAAGGCACCCGCCAUCCAGGAGCUGCCGGUCCAGAGCGCCAUAACUGCGCUGAGGCUCGGCGACUGGGUCAAGGAGCCUGCCGUCCCGGCGUCUGUACCUGACGCUGCGGCCACCAGCCAAGACGAACCCGCCGCCGACGGGCGCAAAGUGACGCUCAGCGGAUACGCCUUUUCUGGCGGCGGCCGUGCCAUUAUUCGCGUCGACGUCUCCGUCGACUCCGGCAAGAACUGGACGCAGGCCUACCUCUUACCCGAUUGCGACCCUAAGCCCGGCUCGCCGACAUCGCUGUGCCACGGCCACGGCGCCUGGACCUGGAAGCGCUGGAUGUACAAGGGUGUAAUCCCCGCCAGCGUAUUUGCCCAAGGCGAGCCGGAAAAGGUCGAGUCGGUCGAAAACGCAGUCUCCCCCGAUGCUGCUUCCGAUCCGCCGCCCCGGAGAUGCACGACGCUCCUCGUAAAGGCUACCGACGAGGUCUACAACUGUCAGCCAGAGAGCCACGCGGCGACGUGGAAUUUUCGUGGCAACUUGGCGAAUGCCUGGCACAGGGUGCAGGUGUGCAGCGAAUGCGCGCCGGAGACGAAGAAGACGGGGAAAACAACAAAGGAGUGA
Molecule: messenger RNA, 1974 nt
Organism: Cordyceps militaris CM01
Lineage: Eukaryota; Fungi; Ascomycota; Sordariomycetes; Hypocreales; Cordycipitaceae
Product: Sulfite oxidase
Exons: 1
Coding region: 1-1974 (657 amino acids)
Cellular component (GO): mitochondrion
Molecular function (GO): oxidoreductase activity; molybdenum ion binding
Source: RefSeq, a predicted model, not a curated record